AUGCUCUUUGUAAGGAUGGAAUGGUUUCAGAGGCUCAAAAUACAUUCAAUGCAAAUGAUUCAAAGAGGUGUAGAGCCUGAUGUGGUCACCUACAAUUCCUUAAUUGAUGGUCUUUGCAUUUCAGACCAAUUCAAGGAAGCUUUGGCCUUGUUGAAAGAAAUGGUGGGGAGGAACAUAUCCCCUGAUGUUUUUACCUUCAAUAUAUUGAUCCACACUCUUUGUAAGAAAGGACUGGUUUCAAAUGCACAGAAUAUAAUCAAGAUAAUGAUUCAAAGAGGUGUGGAACCUGAUGUUGUCAAUUAUAAUUCAUUGAUGGAUGGAUAUUGUCUGUGCAAGCAAAUUGAUAAGGCUAGAAAGCUAUUUGAUCUGAUGGUGACCAAUGAAAUAGCUGACAUUUUUAGCUACAACGUUUUGAUCAAUGGAUAUUGUAAGUGCAAAAUGAUAGAUGAUGCAAAGCAGAUUUUUGACGAAAUGUCUCAUAAAGGUUUAGUUCCUGAUGCUGUUACUUAUCAUACUCUUAUAAAGGGUAUGUUUCAAGCAGGGAGGCCCCAAACUGCAAAAGAGCUCUUUAAGGAUAUGUGCUCUUAUGGUCAACAACCAAAUAUAGUAACCUUCUCAAUUAUGAUUGAUGGCUUGUGUAGACAGGGGAAUCUCGAUGAAGCACUCACCCUAUUGAAAGAAAUGGAGGAAAGUCAGUUGAAGCCUGAUCUUGUGACCCAUUGCAUUCUGAUCAAUGGUAUGUGCAAAGCUGGCAAGAUUAAUGAUGCCAAGGAACUGUUUUCUAGUCUUUUUGAAAAUGGUUUACAACCUAAUGUUCAUAUAUAUAGUGCAAUUAUGAAAGGACUCUGCCGACAAGGAUUAAUGGAUGAAGCGUAUAAGGUAUUUAAAGACAUGGAAAAGGUAGGAUGUUUACCAAAUAAUUGUUGUUAUAAUAUCAUCAUUCAAGGGUUUCUCAAGCAUGAGGAUUUACCAAAAGCAUCAGAACUAAUCAAUGAAAUGGUUGAUAAGGGUUUCUCUGCUGAUGAUGCUACCACAGAAUUGGUAGUACAUUUAUCGCGGAAUAAUGAUCUCAUUCUGAGGCUUUUAAAGGUGCGCAAUGAGGGAUCAGCAAACUAAAGUUGUUAUAUCUUGACCAUUCAAGUGUGUCUUGGAGCGCAACUUGGUACUUGCAAGGAUAUGAUUACAACUUCAUCUUUCUAACAAUAAAGGUAUAAGCAAUUCUUUUUUGCUUAAUUAUUAUAUUUUUAAUAAUAAUGAAAAUAAUGAUUAUAAACCAGUGUGCUUUAAUUGAGAAUUGAUUUAACAAUUAGACUACACUAUAAAUGCAGUGUGCAGGAUAUAGAGUCCCAGAGUACAAGGUAAUAAGAGAAUCACUAGACUUCUACACCUGUUGGUUGGAUGAAAUGUCACUAAAAUUAUAGAUAACAGAAAAUGUUAUGGGAAUUGAGGGAAAAGCAAACAUCCUCUUUGUCACCUUUUUUUUUUUUUCCUAGUCAUCAAGUUGGGUAUAUAUAUAUAUAUAGAUCCUUAAUUUCUUUUAUUUUCCUUCAAGUCAAAUUAGUGAAAUCAUUGCAUUAGCAUCUAAUAAUAUGAAGUUCACAAUCUUUUCCAAUGAAAUCAAUUUUUUAACAUGAAAA
Molecule: messenger RNA, 1637 nt
Organism: Manihot esculenta (cassava)
Lineage: Eukaryota; Viridiplantae; Streptophyta; Magnoliopsida; Malpighiales; Euphorbiaceae
Product: pentatricopeptide repeat-containing protein At1g62930, chloroplastic
Exons: 2
Coding region: 1-1116 (371 amino acids)
Molecular function (GO): protein binding
Source: RefSeq, a predicted model, not a curated record